UGCUUCCCAAUUGCCCACCAGUACCUGCUUCUUGAAUUUAUUCCGCGUUCUAUUGCUCGAAUCUCUGUAUCUCACUUUUGCUGAUCUGUUUUCUAGAUACUGCCAUAUAUCUUGCGCUGUCCGAAGAAAACAGCAGUAAACAGCCCUCUUCUUUUCUCCAUUAUCUUUGACGCAUCUUCUUCUCCAAGUUGCCAUUCAUUGCAUGUAAGAGCGUUUGGAUCUUAUGCAGCGUGCUUGUCUAUUGACCAACUUGAUCUCGACUUCUUUGUUUACUUUUUCCAGUCGCCGACUUCUGUCGAAAACAGCCCAUUGUGCCCUAUCGAUUCAACAUGUCCUUGCUUUCAGCUGCCUCACCGGAAACUGGCCGUAGAGACCACGAUGAGAGAACGUCUUCCAAUAGCGGAAAUGUUGAAAUUCACACGCUAUCUGGUGGACGUGAGAUAUCAGGUCACAAGCACUCAAACCCCUGUAUCAGCUCUCCCGACCCUUUGGCUACUUCGAAGCUUGGGAACCUGCAGUCCCCCGUCGGCCAGAAAAAUGACAAUGCUUCCAAUAAGAAGCAGAAGUUGGAACAUACAAGCAAUACCCUUCCUCUGACGGGAAAUUCUGAAAUGGAAAGGCUCCUGGCGAAGCUUUCGCCAAAGCCCCAGUUGUCAGACUCCAAGCAAACGAUCAACCAGGAUAUCCUCUCAAAGUUGUCUGAGCAGCAGCUACUCCUCGACCAGCAAAAGAGUAUUUUGGCGAAAAAUAAAGUUGUUGGCCCAGGGCAUCUCGAAGAGCGCGAUAAACCUCUCACCAUGCCACAGCGUAUGGACGCUAAACAGGCUGCUAGCCCCAAAGAAGUUGCGCGUUUCGAGGCUUUCGACACCGAGGGUUCCGAGUUGCUUCGUCUAAAGCGGGAACUCCAGGCUGCUAACUCCAAAAUCGCCCUACAGGAGCAGGAACUAGCACAAACCCGUGUUAUCAAACAUACUUUGGACCAGGCCCUUGGUCCUCCAUCCGAAGCUGACUUUAGCGGACGGGAUAUAAGCGAACAAACAAUCAGCAAUCUGCAGAGCGCCUUCAACGCAUCCAUACCGGCGCCGCAUCUACUUCAAGACGGUUGGAAUACGCAGGAAGAUUCGCAGUCAGAUAUAUCCGAUGCACUCUCCGCCGGUGCUUACAAUAGAUCCAGGGGAUUUUGGGGCCCUCCUGCUCAGCAAGUUUAUGGUGUGGGAUUGAACUCAGAUAAAGCCUACGCUGAUAGCAAUAUGCCUCUCCCUGGCACUGCUUUCGGUCACGAUUCGAGCAGAUUUUGGGGUCCUUCAAACACAAACCCCUCGAUUCCAGCGAACAGUUCUUUCCAACCCCAUCGCGUGCUUUCAGGCCCAUCCACAGCUCCUUGCAGCUUUGAUGGACCUUUCUCCGACGACCAAGUCGACAAGAUUGUUUGCAACAAUGACCAACAAGCCUCUAUAUUCUUGCAGCAAAAGCUCAAAGUCGGCACAACAGAGCAAAAAUUCGACAUCAUCGAAGCCAUCAUCCAACAGGCUUACUCGCUCAUGGUGAAUCGAUUCGGAAACUUCCUUGUCCAGCGUUGUUUCGAACACGGAACUUCUGAGCAGAUCGUCGCAAUUGCGAAUGCUAUUAAGGGUAACACUUUGAGCCUCAGCAUGGAUCCUUUCGGCUGCCAUGUAGUCCAGAAGGCCUUUGACUGCGUGCCUGAGGAACACAAAGCAGUCAUGGUGCAUGAACUUCUGCGCAGGAUCCCUGAAACAGUCAUUCACCGGUAUGCGUGCCAUGUAUGGCAGAAGCUUUUCGAAUUACGCUGGAGUGGUGAGCCUCCGCAAAUUAUGGCAAAGGUCAACGAAGCUUUGCGCGGGAUGUGGCAUGAGGUUGCAUUGGGAGAGACUGGGAGCUUAGUGGUUCAGAAUAUCUUUGAGAAUUGCGUCGAAGACGAAAAGCGCCCUGCCAUUGAAGAAGUCCUAGCGAAGAUCGAUGUGCUUGCUCAUGGUCAGUUUGGAAACUGGUGCAUUCAACACAUCUGCGAGCAUGGUGCCCCCCACGAUAAGAGUCGUGCUAUUGAGCAUAUUCUUCUCUGGGUGGUGGAUUAUAGCAUGGAUCAAUUCGCGUCUAAGAUCGUGGAGAAAUGCCUAAAGAUUGGCGGCUCAGAAUUUUUAGACCGCUACCUUUCUCGAGUAUGCACUGGUCGUACAGAUAGACCUAGAAUGCCGUUGAUUGACAUUGCCGGAGACCAGUACGGGAAUUACCUGAUUCAGUGGAUUCUAAUGAAUGCUGCGCCCCACCAGAGGGAGCUGGUUGCAACUCAUAUCCGGCAUCCAAUCAACAUGGGGGUCGCUUCAGCCGAGGAAGCCAGUGGAAUCCCAGCUACCCCCCUUUUCGUUAAGAGAUUGACAAACCAAGUGUCGCAAGACCUGAAACAUCUCGAAAAGUACGAACCGGCGCGACCUACCCAAGACAUAGAUUCGAUCUUAGAUGUGAUUUGUGUGCAUGAAUGCCCUGCGAAUCAGACUUCGAGCUUUCCAGAUUUACAUGGUUGCACGAGGCUGAAAAAGCUUGACAUCCUAUGCCUCGUGCUCAUCUCAUAUACUCAUCUCGUUGAACUCUUAGGCUCUUUACUGUUCAUUUUAUCCAUUGUCCGCGCUCCACAUGUCCUGCUCCAGGGAAGUCGAUGGAGGUACAGUGACGGAAGUACGGAGUGUCUACGGCAGUGGAGUGUCUGCGGGACGGCUUUGUAA
Messenger RNA from Aspergillus nidulans FGSC A4, 2738 nucleotides. Its product is annotated as Pumilio-family RNA binding repeat-containing protein. The transcript is spliced from 8 exons. The record is from RefSeq and is a predicted model, not a curated record. NCBI's taxonomy places the organism in Eukaryota, Fungi, Ascomycota, Eurotiomycetes, Eurotiales, Aspergillaceae. The coding region runs from base 330 to 2738 and encodes 802 amino acids. Gene Ontology annotation, molecular function: RNA binding.